Messenger RNA from Astyanax mexicanus (Mexican tetra), 4852 nucleotides. RefSeq names its product nephronophthisis 4 (gene nphp4). Lineage: Eukaryota; Metazoa; Chordata; Actinopteri; Characiformes; Acestrorhamphidae. The coding region runs from base 392 to 4681 and encodes 1429 amino acids. Gene Ontology annotation, cellular component: cytoskeleton; ciliary basal body; ciliary transition zone. Gene Ontology annotation, biological process: protein localization to ciliary transition zone; negative regulation of canonical Wnt signaling pathway. The record is from RefSeq and is a predicted model, not a curated record. The transcript has 30 exons.
UACCCUUGGUAACAGCGGCGACGCUCUCUUCAGUAAACAGCGUGCCCAGAGUGUUUGCUAACGCUAGCUUAGCGAAAUAUUAGCGAAGUUUAUAGCGAAUUUCCUGCGUAGUUUUAUUAAUAGCGAGAUUAUAGUAAAACACGCAACAAGCUUUAUACGUGUGAAGCUUAAAAACGUAACAAAUACGAUUAAACUGGCUUUAAAAGCAGAGCAGCCGGCUAGCUAAGCUAAUUAGCUUAGCCAAACUAACGGUCUCAGGCAAUGGAGAAGCUAAGCUAACGCUAGCAUUAGCAUUAGCAGCAGCACAGCUGAGCUGAGUUAGUGAGAGAGGGGCACUGAUUAAGCAGCAGCAGCAGCAGGCGUCCCUGUGGACGCUGUGAAGAUCUGGAAGAUGAGCACAGCUGAGCUGCAGGCGUCUGAUUGGAGGGGUAUUUUCGAGGGCAGGCGGGCAGUGCCCCCUCACAGCCAGAGCUCCAGACUGGCAGCAGCAGCAGGGCAGAGCCAGGCUUUCAGACUUGUACUCAAACAGGUGGAUGGACUUCAACCCAAACAGUCUGAAGAGGGGAAAGCGAGUGAUUAUCAGCUGAGGGUUUCGCUGUUUGACUCGGAGCAUCAGCAUUUCUUUGGGAGGACGUGGAAGAGCGAACCUCACCCAUCCAGACUGAGCAACCGGCACACCACAGUGCAAUUCAACGAGGUGGUAUAUUUCCACACUCCGCUGUGCUGGAGCUCUGUGGUGGCCGUGGUUGAGCUGGUCUCGCUCUCCUCCAGGACGGACUCUUCCCAGAAUGCAACGGGAGCGGGAUUCGGCCUCAUGCAGCUCUUCUCCAGGGGGCCGGACUCUGAACCCCCUCACGGGGAGGGCAGGUUGAGUCUAUACCACGGUACCCCCCGGGUUCUGCUGCACCCGUCGCUACGGGAUCCCCUGCAGAUGAACGCUGUGUUAUCAGUAAUGGAGGGAACCCAGCUGCUGUACUCUCUCCAGCCUCACCCCGCCCUCACCCCGGCCAUGCACCUGAUCCCACCCAACAUCCUGCUCUCUGCCCACCAUCCCAUCCCUGGAGUUCUACCACCUACUGACAGCACAGCGGACGCCCUGCGGAGGCCCAGGCUGCUGCCCGACGUCCCCUGCGCUCUGGAGAGGGUGGACGUGUCCCUGGCGCCGUCCACGGAGGUCUUCGAGGCGGACCUGCUGCAGAUGCUCAAUUACGAUCGCCACAUCACGACUCUGGGUAAGGAGGUGCGUUCGGUGGUGGUUCAGGAGCGUCGGCUGCAUGUGGGAGUUCAUAACGGCUGGGGCUGGGUGGAGAGGCCUCAGGUGCUGGUGCUGGAGCAGGGGCCCCCAGGGGCCAAUAGGAGCAGUGGCCCCAGACAGACUUCCACAGACACUCUCAGCGCCUCCUCUGGCCCUGGCCUGUCACUGCGUGGCAGUGUGGAGCUGAGGAUGAUGAGGCACCCGGCCUUCAGCGUGGUCUUCCAGCUGGAGUACGUCUUCUCCGUCCCCCUCACCGGAGACGGAAAGCUGAGCUCGGGGGCGGUGCAGAGGGCGGUGUUUAUGCAGUGUGUGCGCUGGUGUGUGUGGAGUCCGUUCUCAGAUACUGAAGGAGCUCCGGAGAGCGUCUGUGUUAAACUGCAGGGCGGCGCUCUCCCCAACCCCAACGAGCUGAUGAUUUACACAACACACACACCACAGGCUGAUGCAGAGCAGAGUGUUAUCAGGUUCAGGUUCUUAUCGGAUGUGGAGGGUGCCACUUCCAGCACAGCGUUCAGAUCAGUCUCUCGGGAAACAUCUCAGCGAAAGAAGAUACCGACCAAAUCCCACGAUGAAAGUAGGCUGGAUUCAGAGGCUUCGCCGCUGCGAGCGACUCGUGGACCCGCGCUCUCGCUCUCUCAGCUGGCGACCACUUCACGCUACCCGACCAUGAGCCACACGGCGGGGUCGCCAUGGCAACAGCAGCAUCCUGCUCUCCUCGCCCCCUCCCCAAUGGCAUCGGCCCACCAGCUGUCACAUGUCGAGCGUCCCGCUGCAGGCAGUAUAGCACACCUGGAGGUGAGUGUGAUGGAGAGAGAGGAAACGAGCGAUGAGAGAGAAGAGGAGUGUAAUCUGCGUGAGCUCACCUUCACCCCCGUCCACGCCCCCGUCAUCACACUCGGAACACACACACCCGGCUCCAGCAGGGGGAGCUCUCGCGGGUCUCUGGCUCAUCUCUUCUCCUCUCGUUUCCCGGAGAUUCGGGACGGACUCGGGCAGGUAGCCGAGGUUCUGGAUCCAUCAGAACCCGUCAGCUUCGACCCGCAGAGAGAGGAGGCGGACCUUCUGCAGGCCAACACCCUCAUCCUUCAGUUCCUGGCCUUUACCAGGGUGCCUCAGGCAGGUGUGAACUCUGAUUGGCCGAGCUCCAUCCAUUUCACCUUCCAGCUGUACCGCUUCCCUCCCGUCACCAGCCAGAACCUGCGGCUCCUUCAGCCCGAACCCGGAGCCCGGCCUGAUUACCCCGCCAUCCUCUCGCUCAUCAACAGAGACGGGACCCUCAGCUCAGGUUGUCCUGGGCUGCAGCUUCAGUACCGAGCGGAUCCAUCGUUUCUGAAGCCGGGGGAGAGGGCGUGGUUUCUGAGGUACCUGGCGCUUCAUUCGCUGCAGAUAGACGUGUGGGACAGUGAUUCGCUGCUGCUGAUUGGUUCUGCUGCUGUGGAGCUGAAGCACAUGUUGCGUCAGGGUCGACCUGCCGUCCAGGUGAGUCACGAGCUGGAGGUCAUCACCACAGAUUACCUGCAGGACGCCGGUCUGUCCGGAGAGCACGCGGGCCGACACAGCGCCGUCCCCGCCAUCAGCGUCUACACCACCGUCAGAGGCCGGCUGCAUGUGAGACUCGGCAACGUGGGUGGUGCAGUGCAGAAAUCCCUGACCUCCACCCUUCUCCUCCCUCCAUCCCGAUCCCACAUCGUCCAGCCCAGCAACGCCCCUGCAGGAUUCAGGGGAGGCAGCCUGUCCUCAAACAGUGUCCUCAACCUCAACGCUCAGAACACUAAGCGCGCUCAGCGGUUGCCAGAUACUGACUGUGAGCUGGCCAGUCUGCUGCACAGUCGGACGAGAGAAGUGGGCGGGGCCCUGCUGGAGGGGCGGGGCGAGACUGAAGAAGUGCGUCAGAGGAAGAUUGACAGGAUGACAGCUGUCCGUCAGCACGAGGACAAGGCCACGCCCACCUUACAGGAGAAGAGCAGCUCUAUGAAGAGGAAGCAGGACCGGGCGCAGCACUCUCAGGACCUGCGUCUGAUCCAGGCGUAUCGGGAGCGCUGUAAAGCCGAGAGCAUCACCAGCAUGCUGACCCAAGCCCUCACCACCAAGCACACGCUGUACGCCACGCUCGGAACCGCAGAGUUCCUCGAGUUCCUGCUCAAGAACCCUUUCAAUGUUCCACAGACCAUCACCAUCGAGUGUGAUGACCCGGAGCUCAGUGUUGUAGUAAAGGCUGAGGAGUGGAGGUACUUUAAGGACUUGGUGAAGGUCUGCACCCCGAUGGAGGAGGAGAUGUUUCACCUGCAGGAGAAAAGCUCAGCUCCUCAGAUUUACCUGCGUCCCAAAGAGAGCGUCUACAUCCCACUCAAAUACCAGACCUUCACCUCCGCACAUACCCUGCACUCCCAGGACACGGCCGGUUUAAAGAGCUCUAAAAAUCUACACUUCGCUCACAAGCAGAAAUCCAACACAAUUCUGGCGAAAUCCAUUAAGGUGUUUUUCCGGGCGGAGGACGGGCAGCCGCUGGCGAUCUGCCAGGUGAACGUGGAGCCCACGCCGCAUGUGGUCGACCAGACCUUCCGCUUCUACCACCCUGAACUCACCUUCCUUAAGAAAGCCAUCCGGCUGCCGCCCGCCACAGACAGCCCACCAGAUGGCGCCGCCAGGCUCCAGGUGCGCUGCAGCGACCCCGGUGUCAUCUGCCACGCCUCCGCCGCCACGGAUCCAGGAGAGCCUCAGGAUAUUUAUCUGAAGGUUCCGGGCAGCUCCAGCCCUCAGAUCAGGAAGUUCUUCAUCACCGUCUUCACUGACCCGUGGUUGGCGUCUCCUGCUCAGACGUGGCAGGUGUACGUGCAUUACCUGCAGAGGAUGGACGUGGUGUGUGUGUGUGGUACUCUCAGCUGGCACUCUCUGAUCCUGCGCGGCACUCAGACCAUCCGCAAGGUCCAGUGCUACACCUCACACCCGCUGGAGCUGCAGGUGGAUCCAGGUGGGGUGUUUGCUCUUCCAGCUCAGGGUCUGCAGGAUCUGCGGCUGGGGGUGAGAGCUCUGCGCUCGGGGAACAGUUUCAGAUAUCUGAACGUGGUGGACGUGGACACCCGGCAGUUAGUGACCUCCUGGCUCCUCUGCAUCAACUGCAAGCAGCCGCUCAUCUCCCGGGCGUUUGAGAUCCAGGUGCCGGUGGGAGGAGGGAGGGGCAGCAAUAAGAAGUUCAGCUUCACAAACCCGUACCCCUUCAGCAAAGGAUUCAGACUGUACUCAGACCACCCCGACCUGCUGCAGUUCAAUAAGGAAGACUUUCAGAUUAAAGGAGGCGAGAGCUACAGCAUCGGGCUGCGAUUCGCUCCCAGCCAAAGUCCCGGAACAGAGGAGAUCCUCAUCUUCAUCAACGAUCUGGAGGACAAAAACGAGGAGACGUACUGCGUCAAAGUCGUUUACAGAUAACCCCUGAAAACCCUACUGAUGAACCCCAUUCCAUCAACGUCCUGUACAGAUAACCUUCCUCUUCCUCACUGCUUUUUAUAUGUAAUUUGCUUCUGUUUUUUACACACAAGUGCAAAUAAAAGCAAACAGCAGCUCAUUCAGAUCUUUCAUUAAAGCUGAGCAUCAUCUGAU